This is a messenger RNA of Onychostoma macrolepis, 2780 nucleotides long. It is a transcript of the gene ssbp3a, whose product is annotated as single stranded DNA binding protein 3a. Gene Ontology annotation, biological process: positive regulation of transcription by RNA polymerase II. Gene Ontology annotation, cellular component: nucleus. Gene Ontology annotation, molecular function: single-stranded DNA binding; protein binding. The transcript has 18 exons. The record is from RefSeq and is a predicted model, not a curated record. Bases 168 to 1325 code for a protein of 385 amino acids. NCBI's taxonomy places the organism in Eukaryota, Metazoa, Chordata, Actinopteri, Cypriniformes, Cyprinidae.
AUAAAGCUGUCAAUCAUAAACCACAGAUCCCCGCCCAUAGUUCAUGAUGUCGCUGUGGCAGGGUCGGUUGAAGCGGAUGGGGUCAGAGGCGGGGUACACGUUGACAGCUGGAGCAUAAGGAAACAUCGCAGUCAAACUGGCAGACGCGUUUAUAUUCAGCGCAAGUCAUGUUCGCGAAAGGUAAAGGGACCGCGGUGCCAUCGGACGGGCAAGCUCGGGAAAAGUUGGCAUUGUACGUCUAUGAAUAUUUGUUACACGUGGGAGCUCAGAAAUCUGCACAGACGUUUUUAUCAGAGAUAAGAUGGGAGAAGAACAUAACCCUUGGUGAACCACCAGGCUUUCUGCACUCUUGGUGGUGUGUGUUUUGGGACCUGUACUGUGCAGCACCUGAGAGAAGGGACACAUGUGAUCACUCCAGUGAAGCUAAGGCCUUCCAUGACUAUAGUGCUGCUGCGGCACCAAGUCCAGUCCUAGGCAACAUGCCUCCCGGUGACAGCAUGCCGGGUGGACCCAUGCCCCCCGGAUUCUUCCAGGGACCACCUGGUUCCCAACCCUCCCCUCACACUCAGCUACCUCCCAACUCUAACAUGAUGGGGGCACAUGGACAGCCUUUUAUGUCUCCUCGCUAUGCUGGAGGACCUCGGCCACCCAUCAGAAUGGGUAACCCGCCUCCAGGUGGGCAGCCUUUACCUCCGAAUAUGAUGGACCCUACACGACCAGCAGGCCAUCCAAAUCUGGCACCUAUGCAGAGAAUGAAUGCUCCUCGAGGAAUGGGUCCGAUGGGACCGGUACCACAGUCUGAUCCUUGGUUAUCAUUACAGAGCUACGGAGGAAUGAGGCCUCCAAACUCCAUGGGCCCUGGAAUGCCAGGGGUGAACAUGGGAGCAGGAGCAGGCAGACCGUGGCCUAAUCCUAAUAAUGGAAACACGAUACCAUAUUCCUCAUCAUCCCCAGGAACAUAUGUGGGUCCUCCAGGAGGUGGUGGAUGUCCUCCAGGAACACCCAUCAUGCCAAGUCCAGCAGACUCCACUAACUCGGGUGAAAACCUCUACACUUUAAUAAACUCAGUACCACCAGGAGGAAACAGAUCUAAUUUUCCUAUGGGUCCUGGGUCAGAUGGCCCAAUGGGAGUACUGGAACCACAUCACAUGAAUGGCUCACUGGGUUCAGGUGACAUAGAUGGACUCCCAAAGAACUCUCCUAAUAAUCUAAGCAGCAUGAGUAACCCGCCAGGAACGCCACGAGAUGACAGUGAACUUGGUGGAAGUUUCCUACACUCUUUCCAAAAUGAAAACUACUCACCGACAAUGACAAUGAGCGUGUGAAGGAUAAGCUCCAGCACCAAGACACCACAUGUCUUAAAAAACAAGGAUCAACCUCACCAAGAACCAGAGUGAGUCUAACCUCACACAUCCAUAGGAACCAAAUCCUACCGCAGCUCUGGAUGAGGUGGAUGCUUCUCAUUUCAGCACGGAUAGAGGAAGGACCUGUCUGAGAUGAGAGCUCCAUCAUUUUAAACCACUCUUAAUAUUUUUGUAUAAUUUUAACAUAGAAGCCCACACACCCCAGACAACAUCAAUUUGCUUCUUUUUGUUAAGUGGAGCUCAAAAUUUCAGGACCAUGAGAACAUUUACACUGUGGAUGUAGUUCAGAAUACUAUGUACUUCUUCAGCGAGGAUGUGCAGCAUUUGUGUAACAUUCCAUUAGAGUAUUUGUAGGAUCUAAUUUCUGAUAUUUUAAAAAGUUAAUCCCGAGGAACAGCUUUGGCUACAGUGGAUUUGAUAUGCACCAAUGCGAAUGACAAAAAAAAUCUAUCAUUCUGCUAUCAUUUCCUUCAUCGCAUACUUGGGAAAUACAAUGGACUGUUAGCAAAAUUAAAAUUACUACUUCUGUUCAAUGUCAUAUUUUAUAACAAUGGAUUUUACUGCUGAAGCCUUUUGAUGAGCCUAAUGUGGGACAUUUUGACAUAUUUCCAGUUUUCCAUGGGACAGAAGAUGACAUGAAAUUAAGUGUUUUUGGGUGGGAGUUUGGUCAAACACAACAACACUUCAUCAUGCAACACUGCAUCUUUUCUCACUGGCUUAGUUUUCAUUUUCCUUUGUGCUGUUGUAUUGUGUUUUGACCCAUUGCUGUUUGCCUUUAGUCACAGUUUAAAAGCAUGCCGCAAACACCCAAAAGGCAGUUUUUGUUUUUUUUAACUAAAGAAAGGAUGCCCUCUCACAUUCAACUGCUUUUAUUUCUUUCAAAUUUUUGGAGAUGUGUAAAUAUUUGUAUUAACAAAUUCAACAGCUGACACAAACUGAACAAGUUUCACAGAUGUGGCGAACAGAAACAGAUGUAGAGUCCCUGAAUAAAGGGGGUGUCUAUUUCAAAAGUAAAAAAAUUAUUAUGUGACCACCACACAAAGUUAUUUGCAAGUUCCUGAGCAUCUGGGGGGAACACGUGGUUAGCCACGGUGAGGAAGACUAGCUGUCCUUCCCAUCUCCCUGUUCACUGAACAAGCUUGAAAAACCGCUUAAACACUUUCCAAAAAAUUGGAUUUUUGUAAAGUUAUCUUUAAAAAUAUAGUAUGCUGAAAAAGGGGCGAUUCUUUUUUUUGCUGAGAUUAUAUAUUUUGUUAGACGUUUCUCUUCCCUAGUCUGUCUUAAUAUUGUACCACCUUACUUGACCUGUUACAUCAUGUUGUUUAGCCUUUACUGUAUGUAUUAUGUUCCUUGGAAUACACAGUGAAAUGACUUGUGUAAUUUUUAUGAUUAAAUUAUUUUUUGUUUAUACAACUA